Peromyscus eremicus (cactus mouse) is the source of this 729-nucleotide messenger RNA. RefSeq names its product myogenic factor 6 (gene Myf6). The transcript is spliced from 3 exons. Bases 1 to 729 code for a protein of 242 amino acids. Gene Ontology annotation, biological process: muscle organ development; positive regulation of myoblast differentiation; regulation of transcription by RNA polymerase II. Lineage: Eukaryota; Metazoa; Chordata; Mammalia; Rodentia; Cricetidae. Gene Ontology annotation, molecular function: DNA-binding transcription factor activity, RNA polymerase II-specific; RNA polymerase II cis-regulatory region sequence-specific DNA binding; protein dimerization activity. The record is from RefSeq and is a predicted model, not a curated record.
AUGAUGAUGGACCUUUUCGAAACUGGCUCCUAUUUCUUCUUCUUAGAUGGAGAAAAUGUGACUCUGCAGCCAUUAGAAGUGGCAGAGGGCUCUCCUUUGUAUCCAGGGAGUGAUGGUACCCUGUCCCCUUGCCAGGACCAAAUGCCCCAGGAAGCCGGGAGCGACAGCAGUGGCGAGGAACAUGUGCUGGCACCUCCGGGCCUGCAACCUCCCCACUGCCCCGGCCAGUGUCUGAUCUGGGCCUGCAAGACUUGCAAGAGAAAAUCUGCCCCCACAGAUCGGCGGAAAGCCGCCACCCUGCGCGAAAGGAGGAGGCUAAAAAAAAUCAACGAGGCCUUUGAAGCCCUGAAGCGCCGGACUGUGGCCAACCCCAACCAGAGGCUGCCCAAGGUGGAGAUUCUGCGGAGCGCCAUCAGCUACAUCGAGCGUCUGCAAGACUUGCUGCACCGGCUGGAUCAGCAAGAGAAAAUGCAGGAGCUGGGCGUGGACCCCUACAGCUACAGACCCAAGCAAGAAAUUCUUGAGGGUGCAGAUUUCCUGCGCACCUGCAGCCCCCAGUGGCCAAGUGUUUCGGAUCAUUCCAGGGGGCUCGUGAUAACUGCUAAGGAAGGAGGAGCAAGCGUGGAUGCCCCAGCCACUAGCAGUCUUCAGUACCUUUCGUCUAUCGUGGACAGUAUUUCCUCGGAAGAACACAAACUCCCCAGCGUGGAGGAGGUGGUGGAGAAGUAA